This is a messenger RNA of Rangifer tarandus platyrhynchus (Svalbard reindeer), 378 nucleotides long. The record is from the annotation of a GenBank genome assembly. NCBI's taxonomy places the organism in Eukaryota, Metazoa, Chordata, Mammalia, Artiodactyla, Cervidae.
AUGACUCCUCCAAUUCAGACAAAGCAGCCUUGCAAAGAGCCAAGGGAAAAAUCAUCUGGCCUUGGCGCAGGGGAGUACAUAGAAGUCCUGAAGCUGCUGAGCAUCACACUUCUGCUGUGCUCUCUGACUUGCCUCUUGCUGGAGACUGUCGCUUCCUCUGUGUCACCUUUAUCUGCCUUCAGAGUACAAGACCAAGAUGGCCUGCCACAACGCUCAGUGGAAAAUUCCAGGUCCUGGCUGAGCAACUUCAAGGAUUACCUGUGUGAUCUCAUCAGGAGCCAGAUCCCUCCAGCAGCCAUUUUUAUUUUUCUUAUCAUGUCAGCAGUACUGGGGACCCUCUGCUGCCUCACUGUUCUAAUAGGUGAACCAGUCCAAUGA